CCUACGUAAGAUGGCCGACUGUGAAACGGCGCGCGCGGUGAAAUUUUGAACUGAAACGACAAGCGGCGUCGGUGGGGCGGCACUCACGCGGAUUCGACGUCGCCGUGAAGAGAGCUCCACGCCGGGCCAACAAACAACACCGGCUGACGAUUAUCCAGACCGGUGAGGGGGGACCCCCCUUCAGGCUGGAGACGAGAUGGAGGGAGCAAGGGGAGCCGUGGCUGCCCCCGGGCUUGGGUCUUGCAUGGCCCUCAACGACAACAAGGCCGGAAUGGAGGGGCUGGAUAAGGAGCGCAUUAACAAAGUCAUCCUUGACAUCUCCAAGGGGUCUCGUUUUUAUGAGAAUGAGCUGAAGAAGGAGCAGCAGGUGAACCAGAAGAUCGAGAAGAUGUUGCAGCAGAAGAGUCAGCUUACCGAUCAGCAGAUCCGACAAGCUGAGCUGCAGAUGGACAGUCUGGUGGAGCGUCUGGAAGAAUCCCGCGACCUCAGCCGCACCAUCGUGCACGUGGACAUGGACAUGUUCUAUGCCGCCGUGGAGAUGAGGGACUUCCCAGAGCUCAAGGACAAGCCCAUGGCCGUCGGCUCCAUGAGCAUGCUUUCAACGUCCAACUACCACGCCCGCAGGUUUGGCGUGCGUGCCGCCAUGCCCGGCUUCAUCGCCAAGAAGCUGUGUCCUGAUCUUGUCAUCUGCCCACUGAAUUUCAACAAAUACUCCGCCGUGAGCAAGCAGGUCCGAGAAGUCCUUGCCGAUUAUGACCCAAACUUUCUACCAAUGAGCCUGGACGAGGCUUACCUGGACAUCACGGCUCACCUGGCGGAGCGGCAAGCCUGGCCCGAAAGCCGCCGCACCUUCGCCGCUCACGAGGGAUUGUGCCAGGGGAGGGACUGCAACAGGUGCAGGGUGGCUCAGACCAGCUCAGCGGUGCACAACGCCCAUGACAAAAACUCAUUGAGGGUGCUCGGAAACGGUGGCACGGCGGAAAGCACGUGUGACCCAAAUGUAUCACCAGCUGGAGGCUUUACAACCGAUAAACAAACAGAUGAAGCAAACGAUGGUGCAUCCUUCCAGAGUUACUCACCAGAACUGUUCGAUAGCACCCCGCCGCAGAUCGGUGGAAGUGAAAAUGCCGCGUCGGGGUUUGGCGCCAGCGCGAGCCGUAACGGAGCGCCUGAGCGCUCGUCGACGGCAGUGGUGUUUGGGCUGAGUGUCGAGGAGGCCGUCGAGGAAAUGCGAUUCCGCAUCGAGCAGAAAACGGGUCUCACCGCCAGCGCCGGCAUCGCCCCCAACAUGCUGCUGGCGAAGGUUGGCAGCGACAUGAAUAAACCCAACGGGCAGUACCGCUUGGAGCCCACGAGGGAUGCCAUCCGCAACUUUGUGGAUGAGCUGCCGAUACGCAAGGUGAGCGGCAUCGGGAAAGUGACGGAGAAGAUGCUGAAUGCGCUGGACGUGUUCACGUGCGCCCACCUGCACCGGCAGAGAGCUCUGGUGGCGCUGCUCUUCUCCGAGGGGUCUUGCCAGCACUUCCUGCGCAUCUCCAUGGGCUUGGGCUCCACUCACGUUGACAGGGACGGGGAACGAAAGAGCAUGAGCACAGAGAGGACAUUCAGUGAGAUCAACAAGCAAGAGGAGCUGUACAGCUUGUGCUGGGAGCUGUGUGGAGACCUGGCCAAUGACCUCAGCAAGGAGGGACUGACGGGGCGCACAGUGACUGUGAAGACAAAGAGCGUGAGUUUUAAGGUGAAGACCAGAGCGAUGUCGCUGCCCGGGCCCGUGGCCUCAAGGGAAGAGAUUUACGCGGCCGCUAAGGAGCUACUCAAGACAGAAAUGGACAACAUCUCUCCCCAGCCACUCCGACUGCGGCUCAUGGGGGUGAGGCUGUCCGGGUUCGUCGACCGGACGGAGCAGAAGCAGAAGCAGCGAUCGAUCAGCACGUUCGUACAGAGCACUCGCAGCAGCAGCAGCAGCAGCAGCAGGGAGGUCGCCUCGCCGCACAUCGACGUCUUGCCGCAUGGCUCGACAUUCGGCGAGCCCUCGACUCAUCCACUUAGUGAACAAAGUGCACUGGGUUCUGCUACUGGGGCUGCUCUGCCCGGCCACGAGGAGAAGAGCGGACGCCCAGAAGUUCGCAUCAAGUCCUUCUUCCAGCGGGUUCAGGCUGAGCGACAGAGCCAGCUCGCCAGGCAGCCAUCACCCAUCGCACCUGGCCCCACAUUGGAGCCCGCUGGGCGGUGUGCCAGGGCCACCCGACAGCCCUCGCCCGUCUCGACAGCGGACCGCGGCGUCGAUGGCCGCGGCGGUGAUGGCCGCCCGACCCGGCGCGACAAGGGCGCCGUCCCGGUGUACACGUGCCCGGUGUGCGACACGCGCCAGGACAGCAGAAGCCUGUCCGAGUUCAACGCGCACAUCGACGAGUGCCUCGGUAAAACCGAAAACUCGGGUGUUGCUCUCGUGGGCGGUUCCAGCGGCGGCGCGGAGUGGGGACACGGGCUUGGAGGGAAGGAUCGCCCGACUCGAAAUGUGUCGCCGGCCCAAGAUGAUGGCGGCGAGCUGCGGCAGAGAGCGUGCGCAGCCGCCUCCGGUGCCGAGCAGAACUUGCACAGAGGUGUAGAGCGACGUGCAAAACAAACGACGUGCAAAAUAAAUCGACCUCCGUGCCAUUCGGAAGAAAGCGGGCAGACGUGUGCCGCUAGAGAUGCUGUCGACCCCAAGGGAUCUGAGAGCAAGCGAAUCCAAUCGCGGGAUUUCAACAAUGCCACCGUCCAGCUGGCAGACGCUCUCGGAGAAUGCGCGGUUCCCCGCCAUCGGCAGGGUGGAGGUGGACCGCUGGCGGAGCGCGCCGGAGACCGUGAAGCAGCCGGCGCUCCAAGCGGGACGAUGAGAGCGCCUGCCACGGCCGGCGCUCUCACCUGCCCAAUCUGUCUCCGCCCCCAAGGUUCGUCCGACCUCGUGGCUUUCAACAGCCACGUGGACGUCUGCCUCAACAGGAGAGUCAUCGAGGAGCUCAUGGGCCACGGGCGAGGUGUGUCGCGUGCCUCUGGGUCAGCAGAGGCAGGGAAGCAGCCUAGCAUUUCCAACGGAGGGCUGAAAAGGUCGCACGUCGGCUCCAAGAAGUCUUCAGCGAAACGGGCGAAGCACUCUCCAUCAAAACCUGGCAUCGAGCGGUUUUUUCAAACGAGCUGAAAGAAAGGCUGUCGGGCGGAAGGAGUUCUCAAGUUGAUCUUGCUUUUAUCAUUACGGCGGUGGCACUGAUGAUUAUAAUGAUAAAAGGGAAAUUGUCAGCUGUGACAACAGCGUCCAUGAGGAUAUAAGCACUUUUUCACCAACAUCCUAACGUGUACUCGCUCUUUUAAAUUGCCGAUUAUGUUAUUCAACACCAAUGCACACUUUACGUUCUCCUAAAAUGAUUUAAUUUACUUUAAGUGAUGACGUUUGCAGUGUUUCGGUAGUAGAUUUUGACGGUAAUAUUUUAAGUUAUUGCUUUCAGGAUUGGUUCCUAUGGUCGUGCGUCGAUGACCCUGGCUGUCUAUAAAUGAAUCAUCUUGGCCGACGUUCUCACAUUGUGCGUGUUUUAUUUUAACCAGAUUCGUGUUAUCGGUCCUCUCACAACGUGUUGGACCUGCAAUAUGUUUAUCCUCGGCGGUAUAAUUACGCACUGCACAGUAUUUAAAAAAUAUAUGAUGUUACGUUGAUAAAUUAAACACAUUUAUGGUUACAAUGAAAUGAUUUUAUGCGCAUCGGUGACAAAUUUGACAUCUUUAUGAAAGUUAUUUAUUGUUGAUGCAAUAAAGACAAUUAUACAUUU
Molecule: messenger RNA, 3803 nt
Organism: Lethenteron reissneri (Far Eastern brook lamprey)
Lineage: Eukaryota; Metazoa; Chordata; Hyperoartia; Petromyzontiformes; Petromyzontidae
Gene: POLK
Product: DNA polymerase kappa
Biological process (GO): error-prone translesion synthesis
Cellular component (GO): nucleus
Molecular function (GO): damaged DNA binding; DNA-directed DNA polymerase activity
Source: RefSeq, a predicted model, not a curated record